This is a messenger RNA of Vitis vinifera (wine grape), 1524 nucleotides long. RefSeq names its product putative serine/threonine-protein kinase. Gene Ontology annotation, molecular function: ATP binding; protein kinase activity. The record is from RefSeq and is a predicted model, not a curated record. The transcript is spliced from 6 exons. Bases 151 to 1293 code for a protein of 380 amino acids. Gene Ontology annotation, biological process: protein phosphorylation. Lineage: Eukaryota; Viridiplantae; Streptophyta; Magnoliopsida; Vitales; Vitaceae.
GUGGGAGGUAUGGGGUUGAAGAAGGGGUGGGUUUAAGGCUUAUGUGUCUGGAACUGUCGCAGGUUGUUUAUUUUAUCUUUUUGUUGUUGGUGGGAGGUAUGGGGUUGAAGAAGAGAUGGGUUUAAGGCUUAGUUGCCUGGCACUGUAGCAAUGGGUCUUAACUGUUUUGGUGCAUUUGAAUGGUGUAAAGGGAAGAAGAGUCUCAGGGAGCCAGAGGCAGAAGAGAUUGCUACAAACAAUGUGAGGCUCUUCUCUUAUAAUUCACUGAGAUCAGCUACAAAUAACUUCCAUCCAUCAAGCAGAGUAGGUGGAGGUGGUUUCGGAGUUGUGUAUAGGGGCGUUUUAAGGGAUGGUACUCAAGUUGCUAUCAAGUGUCUUUCUGCUGAAUCUAAACAAGGAACACAAGAAUUCUUAACAGAGAUUAACAUGAUAUCAAAUAUCCGACAUCCCAACCUUGUUGAACUCAUUGGGUGUUGCAUUGAAGGCAGUAAUCGGAUAUUGGUGUAUGAAUAUCUGGAGAACAAUAGCAUUGCAAGCAUAAUACUUGGUUCAAAAGGUAAACAUGUGAUUCUGGAUUGGCCUACAAGAGUUUCUAUCUGCAUGGGUACAGCCUCUGGUCUUGCAUAUCUUCAUGAGGAAGCUGAACCACAUAUUGUCCACAGAGAUAUUAAGGCUAGUAAUGUACUUCUUGAUGGAAGCUUUCUUCCUAAAAUUGGAGAUUUUGGUUUGGCAAAACUUUUCCCGGACAAUGUCACUCAUGUUAGCACUCGAGUAGCAGGGACAGUGGGAUAUCUGGCCCCAGAGUAUGCCUUGUUGGGACAGCUUACUAAAAAGGCAGAUGUAUACAGUUUUGGGGUGCUUAUGCUUGAAAUAAUUAGUGGCAGAAGUAGUAGUAAAGCAGCAUUUGGAGAGGAACUAUUGGUUCUGGUAGAAUGGACAUGGAAGCUGAAGGAAGAAGAAAGACUUCUGGAAAUUGUUGAUCCAGAACUGACUGAUUAUCCAGAGGACGAGAUGAUGCGCUUCAUUAAGGUUGCGCUUUUUUGCACUCAAGCUGCUUCACACCAAAGACCCAACAUGAAGCUAGUGGUGGAUAUGCUGUCCAAGGAUGUUAUUCUCAAUGAGAAGGUACUAACACGGCCAGGGGUGUACAAGGGCCGGCCAACUCAUCAUGUGGAAAGUAGUCCACAGGAGUCAUCAUCUUCUCAGGGAAAUAAAGGCAAGCAAUCAAUAAAUCCUUCUGUGUCUUCAACCAGUUUAGGCAGCCAGAGUGUGACGCAAAUGCUUCCCAGGUGACCAAGUGUUUCAUAUAGCCCAUUGUUUUUAUUAAUGGUUUAACAGCAUCCUAUUUAUUGUACUUUUAUGGAAGCCUGUAACAUGUAUUUGUUUGAUAGUGGGCCUUUUUCCACUUAUGCUUUAGAAAUGUAUACGAAUGAAAGCAGAAACUGUGUCUCUGUUGCUCAUGUUUUUACAUAUAUAACUGGUCAUCAAUUUCUUACUCGAAGAUUCAAAAAUUCUUAUAUCCAA